This is a messenger RNA of Cyanidioschyzon merolae strain 10D, 459 nucleotides long. RefSeq lists its product as hypothetical. The record is from RefSeq and is a predicted model, not a curated record. The coding region runs from base 1 to 459 and encodes 152 amino acids. The transcript has a single exon. Lineage: Eukaryota; Rhodophyta; Bangiophyceae; Cyanidiales; Cyanidiaceae.
AUGGAUGCUGGUGUCUUUGAACAGGGCACCGGAAAUCGAUGGCAAUCAGUGCGCGUGUGUUUGCUCGGUAUGCACGCUACGGAGCCGGCACGCGUUCUACGCAAACUCUCAUCGCUUACAGGCAUCUUUCUUGACAUCGUGAACAAAGUGCGGAGCUGGAUGUCCAUUCAGAAGCUCACAGAUGACCCGAAUGAGCACAGGCGCAGCAUUUCGGAGCAGGCUGUCGAGGAUUAUUCUGUACAAGACGAGAACUCUGGACUGUGCGUCCGGCUCAUCUGCUGGAUGGACCGGGUUUCGCAUGAUGCACAGAUCAUACACCACCUUGAGGAGGUGUCCGGUGCGGCAUGCGCAAAUGGUUGGAGCCAACGCUUCCCCAGCGGAAAGCAUUCGCAUACUAUAUACAGGUUCAAACAGCGGCUUCCGCCGUCUCUGCUAGAAUCUCUUACCCGCUUUACAUGA